GUCCACAGAUUAAGUAGAAGGACGAGUAAUCUUGAUCUCUUCCUCAACAAUAUAAAUAGUAGCUAACUGGGUGAUACUUCUCAUUGUAAACGUAUGAUUUUCUUGGUGCUCAAAGUAAAGAUGGGAGGUAAACAAGUUUCUUCAAGCGUGGCGGUUCUGGCUUUGAUCACUCUAUUACUAGUUGUUUCCGUAUCAGCUAAAAUACCAGACAGCACUCUGAAGAAAAUUCAACGAGUGAACUCCAGGGGGCCAUAUCUUGCCCUCCUCACAGUAUAUCCACCAGAAGAGGCAGCUUUUAAUGCAAGUAAAAUUUUUAAGGAAGAUGAAAAAUCUCACGUGGAUCUGUCAGGCAGACGAUUUCGCGUGGGAACAGUAAAUGGCGUGAAAGUAAUCUAUGUUAGAUGUGGAGUUGGAAUGGUGAAUGCGGCAGCAGCCACGCAGCAACUGGCAGAUUUUUUUAACAUCAGGGGAAUAGUCCAUUUUGGCAUUGCUGGAAGUUUAGACCCUAGAAUAAGCUAUGGAGAUGUUGCCGUUCUAAAACGAGUUGCUAACACGGCCGUUUAUGAUUGGCUGAACCCAAAAGCAAAUACAACCCAUUCCCAUGUAACAAAGGAUGAUUUGAUCAUCGGGAAAUACCAUCUGCCCAAAAAAGGGAAUGAGAAUUCCAAUAGUUUGGGACGCGUGGCAUUCCGUGGUGAAAGAUUUUUUCCUCCCAAGGGAGAGCCUAACGUUGAUAUUUCUGAAACAUGGUUUAAUUCCACCGAGAAGUGGCUUGGUCUUGCUUCUCAAUUAGUACAUACGGUGAAAUUGAAUAGCACGGGACUCCCACAAAAGGCGAAGGUAGUAGUCGGAGUUAACGGAUCCACGGCCGAUAUUUCUCUGGAGAAUUUAGCUUACAGGACCUUCCUUUAUGACGAAUUUAGAGUCUCAGUCCACGACGCUGAGAGUUCAGCCGUUGUAAUGACAAGCUCAUCAAAUGGGUAUAAAGUAAUUGCCAUCCGUGGUCUAUCAGAUUUAUCUGGAGCUGAUAAAGCAGGUACUCCGAGUUAUCGGGACAUUACAGCCAACAAUACAGUUGCAGUUCUUCAUGAUUUUAUCCAAAUUCUACAUGACAAUGGCGAAGCUUAAGUUGAAACCUUUUAAGUGAUUAGAUUGGAGUCAGGGCACUUUCUUUCCUAUGGUUAUGUAAUAAUAAUUGAUGAACUGCAUGUAGAUGUUGAAGGGUAUUAGUUUUAACUGAUUACCACUUUAAUUUU
This is a messenger RNA of Mangifera indica (mango), 1256 nucleotides long. RefSeq names its product bark storage protein A-like. The record is from RefSeq and is a predicted model, not a curated record. Bases 94 to 1128 code for a protein of 344 amino acids. The transcript has 6 exons. Gene Ontology annotation, molecular function: catalytic activity. Gene Ontology annotation, biological process: nucleoside metabolic process. Lineage: Eukaryota; Viridiplantae; Streptophyta; Magnoliopsida; Sapindales; Anacardiaceae.